Penicillium odoratum is the source of this 417-nucleotide messenger RNA. RefSeq lists its product as uncharacterized. Lineage: Eukaryota; Fungi; Ascomycota; Eurotiomycetes; Eurotiales; Aspergillaceae. The record is from RefSeq and is a predicted model, not a curated record. The coding region runs from base 1 to 417 and encodes 138 amino acids. The transcript has a single exon.
AUGUCUUGGCCUCGAUCUCAGUUUCUGGAGAUCGGUGAUCAAACAUGGUGCCCUUCGUGGCUGCACCAGCAUGAACAAUUCUCCCUAACUCAACUGUGGAAUCUUAAAGUUCCCGGGUGGAGCAACGGAAGCCUGGCAACGCAGGCUAGUGCAGUAUUCAAGGAAUAUCUGAAAGACCUUUCUUCUUACAUAAUCUUGGAUAUCUGCGCUGGUGCUGGUGGUCCCACGCCAGUUCUCGAAUCGGAGCUCAAUAAAGAACUUGAGUCCGAAGGCAGAGCCCCGGUUCAGUUCAUUUUGAGGGAUCUCUAUCCCCAUAUUGAAGCAUGGGAGCGAAUCUCAGAGGAGCAGCUCAAUGUGACAUACAUCAAGACCCCAGUUGAUGCGCGAGCCGUUCCUCGACUUGCAGGAAAGGCCUAA